Messenger RNA from Phragmites australis (common reed), 1326 nucleotides. Its product is annotated as protein LAX PANICLE 2-like. The record is from RefSeq and is a predicted model, not a curated record. The coding region runs from base 220 to 1092 and encodes 290 amino acids. Lineage: Eukaryota; Viridiplantae; Streptophyta; Magnoliopsida; Poales; Poaceae. The transcript has 4 exons. Gene Ontology annotation, biological process: multicellular organism development.
UUACCUUCUCUGUACUCCAGCACUUGGAGAGAGAGACAGAGAGAGAGGUGUAAUGUAGUGUAGUGUACGAUGUACAUCAUUGGCCUUGUCUACCUUAUAUGAAAGUCAUCCUCCCCCCUUUGAACAUUCUUCUCCUUCUCUCCCUCCUCUCCUCACUCACCCUCAUGGUGUCGGCCGCGGCGCGGCGGAUCGCCACAAGAGAGGAGGAGGCAUGAGAGGAUGGUGACGUUGCUCCGGCCGCACCGCCACGCCCAUGGGCCGGCCGCCGUCACCGUUCGCCUCAGCAGAAGCCAAAGCCACCAGCCGCCGCCGUCGUCGUCGCUCCGUUCUUGUCGCAGCGUCCUGAGGCCCAUGGCACAGGACCCCUCCCACCCGCAUCGGCAGAGCAAGGACCCCGCCUCGCCACCGCAGCAGCCUGAGCAGCCGGAGAUAGCGCAACAGCCCGCGCCGGCACAGCCGCAGCAGCCGCCGCGCGAGGUCCAGGAAGUCAGCACCAGUAGUAGCAGCGGAAGCGACGCCGAGUCCUCUUGGCUGCAGCUCGGGAUCGGCACGUCCCCGGGCUCACCUUCGCCGUCGUCGUCGCGCCGGAAACGGCAGAGGACCGACGAGGCAGGCCCCUCUACGUCCGUGCAUCCUGCCGCGCCCCCGCCCCCGCCCCCGCCACCGCAGCUGCAGCUCUCUCUGCACCCAGGGCCCUCUUCGUCAUCCGGCCCGGCGGCGGUGGGGGCAGUGGUGGCGGCGGCGCCGCCACCCCCAGCCCACGAGGCCGGCACGUGGUUCUUGCUCCAGGCGGCGCAGAACCAGAGGGAUCCGCCAUUACUGCAGAUUCCGAGGAGCUACCUGAGGGUUAGCAGAGACGGGAGGAUGACAGUUAGAGUAGUGAUGAGGUACCUGGUUAACAAGCUGGGCCUUGAGGAUGAUUCACAGUUAGAGAUUACCUGUCGAGGGCAGCGCCUUCUACCGACAAUGACACUGCAGCAGGUCCGCGACACCAUUUGGCGCCUCGUGCCAGCAGAGGCCGCGGCGGUUUUGCCAGCCCCUGGCUCGCCGAGCACGAACCAGAUCAUGACAUUACAUUAUGGCAGAAGCUAGCACCUGGAGAACGGGGCGCCAUCAGGAACAAACAACUUUUCACACUGUAAUUAGUAUUCACAGCCCGCAGGCAUUGAUCCCCCUUUUUGCCCUCCCCUAACAUCUAAUCCUCACCACAGAAUUCGCUGAGAAAGAAUAGUAGUACACGAAGGAUAGUAGAUUAUAGGUAACCCACAAAUGUAACUGUACUUAAAAACCCUGAGAAAUAAUUCUUUCAUAUUUAUUUAGUUCAAA